AUGCCAACAAAACACCUUAUCUUCAGAUUCCAUAGUCACACAGACAAAAAAUCGUUUGCCAUUACGAGAUUUUUAUUCAUCUAGCUAUUCCUUAUGAAUUAAACAAAUAAUUUGUUUAGACCAAAACCAAUGCCAGAAUUGAUAUUUAUUAUAACUAGAAGAGGAUUUGAGGAUUUUUAGAUAUAUAAUGGUACUGUUGUAGAUUCUAUGAUAUUAACUAGAGAAAUAAGAAAAUCGGAGAGUAAAAGGUUAUAAACAUAUUGUCAACUAUUACACAGAUCAAUGAGAUUCUAUAUUUAAAUAUUGAUGAAAUAGCCUUUAUUAAGACUCUAAUUAUAUCAAUCGAAUAAUUUUACAAUAAAAAAUAAUUAAUUGCAGAGGCUAUUCCAAAUUUUGAAGAAUAUAUUAACAAGUUUAAUUCGAUUAUUAAUGGAGUCUUAUUAGAUUUGCAAGUGA
Messenger RNA from Paramecium octaurelia, 456 nucleotides. The record is from the annotation of a GenBank genome assembly. NCBI's taxonomy places the organism in Eukaryota, Ciliophora, Oligohymenophorea, Peniculida, Parameciidae.